AUGUUGUCACAAAAUCCCGAGGAAAGGGAGUCUACUGCCGCCGAGGCAGUAGCACCUAGACACCAUAUGUCUGCGGAUGAGGUCGCAGUCAAUGCGUUGAUGGAUGUUCUCCAAGCAUCCCCCGAGUUCCAAAUGGGACACGACUUCGGCGAAUACCUGACGUCGCCAAUGGAUGACUCACCUUUUGACGAGUUUCUCACAACGCCCGAUGUGGGUAGCUCCGACAUUGCGUUUGAUCUCCUCACGAGUCCCGCUAUUGUCGACGAUGCGGAUGACUUCGACGUCGGCUCCGGCUCUCUAUUCGGCGGCGAUACCGGGCUAGGCUUGAACGUUGCCUCCCUGACUGCUUUUAAGAAUGCCACCACCGUUUCGUCAGCAUCUUCAGCAUCUAUCAAUCCUCUCCUGAAUCUCGAUGGCAUGUACACGAUGCCUUCGCCGUCAACACCCGCUCUCGAUCCAUCAUCACUCCACCCUUCGCCCAGAGUUCAGGCUCUUUCCGCGACGUCGACCCCUGCUCCUGGUCGUCGGAAGAACGGGCCUACGGGUACUCGGAAGAAUAUCAUGCCCGAGUUGCUGGUGCCUAUCGACGCUCCCAUUCAAUCACGCAAGUACGUUACACCGUCGGCUACCUCCCGAAAGGAAGUCCCCGCCGUCUUUGCGAAGAAGCGUUCACUCUCGCAGGCGUUCGGCGAUGACGAGGAGGUCUUGCUCGCGCCGUCGGACAUGGAUGCCAUCGAGGCCAAGCGUCGUCAAAAUACUCUGGCUGCGCGGCGCAGUCGCAAGCGCAAGCUGGAGUACCAGCGGGAGUUGGAGAUGGGCAUGGAGCAGGAGAGAGAGGAGAAGGAGAUGUGGAAGGCGCGAGCGCAGAUGUUCGAAGCGCUGCUUCGCAGCCACGGUCUGGACAUCCCCAAGUUCGAGCAAUGA
Sparassis crispa is the source of this 924-nucleotide messenger RNA. RefSeq lists its product as hypothetical. The record is from RefSeq and is a predicted model, not a curated record. Gene Ontology annotation, biological process: regulation of DNA-templated transcription. The coding region runs from base 1 to 924 and encodes 307 amino acids. Gene Ontology annotation, molecular function: DNA-binding transcription factor activity. Lineage: Eukaryota; Fungi; Basidiomycota; Agaricomycetes; Polyporales; Sparassidaceae. The transcript is spliced from 2 exons.